GAUGGCAGCGCUCCUGUGUAUGUGGUGAAAAAAGGCGGUACCGGCUGAAAUUAUUUCCCUUUUUAAGAAUUUGUGAGCUGUUCCUUGCAGAUUUUGAGAGCAACUACAUUGAACAUUCAAGGUUGGAUUAAAAGGUUCAGCAGUAAAGGAUGAUACGUACAUACGGGUCCAUUCCACUAAUGUUCAACAGGAUCCUGUGAUCAACAAGAAAAAGCCACUACCGCCAGCGCCACAAGUGAAUCACAGUACGCCAACCCAACCAGCUGUCAACCGAGACAAAGACAUCGUCGUCGCCAAGAAAGCACAACAAGUAGAAAGCAUCCCAUUGGUCAGUUCAUCUCAGGAGGUCCAGGAAGAUGACACUUGUAAAGUAGAGGUACGAGAGAAGUCUAACUCAUUCUUAGACGAGGCAACGGAUGAGAUUGAACCGGAAUGGACUAUUCUCGAUGCGGAUGAAUUUACCCCAGAGUACCCAGAGUUGGUGAGACUGCGAGACCACGAUCAAGACGAUAACGAUUGGCCGAGACCAAACGCUUCAGGCUCUUGGGAAUUGUUAUAUAACAUGGCUGCUGCUGAAGUGACCCAGCCAGAGGUUGCAGGAGAUGUGACAGUUGAUGGCCAAGGUCCCCAGGAGAUUGACCCACAGGAUGGAUUAAGAGACAGUGAAGAAGAUGAACUAGAUGCAGGCUCUCAAUUAGAAGACCAAGGCAGUGCUAAGAAGAAGAAGUUCAAGCCUUGGAAGUCACUACGCAACUUCUUUAAGAAGAAACGACUUGAAAAGGAGGAAGGAGAGACGGAGGAUAGCCUUGGGGCUAAAUCAAAGUCAGUAGGGGAACUUCAUCAGGUUGAAACUGAUGAAGAGGGUGCAGAAGGUAAUCUGACCACAUCACCAGGUCUCGUACCCCUAUCUAAGGUCAUCAGUGUGUCUGAAGAUAGUGUCUUCAGUCCAGAUAAACCAGCUCCAACCAAGGAAGAAGUACGCACCUCAGCUGAAAUGAAUAUCUCACAUGCAUUCACUAGCGAGCUGAAUGACAAACUUAAACGACGGUCAGGUGGUCCAGAGGAUGUUCCACCAAAGGCUGUCAAACGGGGCUCUACUCAAAAGACACCAGAACCCAAACCACCAGAGCCUAAACCUGCCUCUAGGGACAGCAAAAAGAGACAGAGUGGCGGAAUCAGCAAAGAUGAGCUCUCGGCACGUUCUAGAAAACAUCCCAGCAGUACAAAGAGAUGGAAGAGUUUCUCAGCAGCUACCUAUGAAGAAAGGAAAAGUGAGGUCCAGCAGGAGGAGGACAAGAACAAGACUAAAGUCCAGAUCACUCCAGCUACGCAAGGGGUUGUUCCCUCAGAUAAUACAGCAGAGUUUGACUUUGACUCUCUGAGCAGCACCAAACUCCUUGAAAAUACAGCAGCCAAACAUCGGAUCUCAAUCGCACCAAGGGCAAGAAGAGCAACAACAAGAGCUGGAAAUCGACCAUCACCUCGGCCACACACGACCCAUGACACCAUUCCUUUUAAGACAGAGACACCGAGUGAGUUGGCCCACCCUGAACCUACCCCAAAGAGACCUAAAUCAGCCCCCUUAAACAUCAUCCAUCAUCCACGCCCCUCCUCUAGCCCCCCACCCCUCCCUACCACACCCAUCCCCUCGAAGAGAACAUCCACAAUAAAACUUGAAAAAUCAAACUCGACUGAAACUCAGAAAUCAGCCACCAUUCCUAGAGCCAAUGAAAUCCCUAAAACUAAACGUCCCCCACCUAUUAAACUACCCCGUCCACCCUCUUUAGGCCCUCUGGUGCUCCCACCCAUUAAAUCCUGCCAUAAUCUUAGAGGUGGCCUCAAGCCGACCCCAUUUCGGUCCAAAUCUCUUGGUGAGACUCCGAGUGAAGCCAUGUCUCCAGAGAGAGAGAAUGCUGACGUUGAACCCAAGAGUCUUGAGUCAUUGAUAACCACUGAUGAUUCAGAAUCAUUGCAAGGGAGAAAAUCACCAGUGUCACCAAUCUCACCACCAGUAAAGGCCAAGCCAGUCAGCAGAAAGGAGAGCAAAGAACGUAAACCUCACAAGUUUUUGUUCACCAAGAAGGAUGAUCCCAAGCAUAAGGAGAAGGAAGAUGAAAGUAAACAUGAGGUGGUUUCGCCGUUGAAGAAAGAGCCAGAAUCCGUCAAGGAGAGACCUUCUUCUCUUGAAGUAAAACCCAAGAGAGGUGUUUCAUCACCGAAAGAGAUCUCAUCUCCUAAACAAGUAUCUUCACCAAAAGAAGUUUCUUCCCCCAAAGAAUUUUUAUCUCCUAAAGAGGUAUCAUCCCUGAAUGAAGUGCCAUCGCCUAAAGAGGUAUCGUCCCCCAAACAGGUAUCAUCCCCGAAAGAGGUUUAUUCCCCCAAACAAGUGUUAUCCCCAAAGGAGGUAUUGUCCCUCAAAGAGGUAUCGGCUUCUAAAGAAGUUUCAUCUCCUGAAGAGGUAUCGUCCCCAAAAGAGGUAUCAUCCCUAAAAGAGGUGUCACCCCCAAAAGAGGUGUCAUCUCCCAAAGAAGUUUCAUCUCCCAAGGAAGUAUCUUCCCCAAAAGUACUUUCUGCCCCAGAGAGAGCUGCUUCUCCUCAAGGUUCUCAAGUUUCCCCAACUACAGAAUCCUUACCAUUGUUUGUUGGAUCUCCCAAGCGAGCGGUAUCUCCAACAGAUGAAAUCCAAUCAGAAGAAUUACCAUUUCCUGAACAAGCAGGCGAGCCAGAGGAGAUCACAUUCCCUACGGAGGUAGAAGCCUCCGUUGAGGAAUCAACCCAGAAGGAGGUAGAUUCUCCAGAGGAAGCCAAUAUUGCAAAAGAACUGUUUCCUACAGAUGGAGAGUCUUCUGAAUCCAAAGAAGUCAUCUCUGAAGAGGUUUCAUCUCCAGAAAAGAGACAGUCGCAGAAUGAGCCAAAAAUGCUGGACAAUGCUGAAGCAAUUUCUUCACCAACUCAACAAAAGUCUGGGGAUUCUAUGGCAAAGCCUGAGGAGCCUGCAAAGACUAAGCCAGCUGGACCUAAAAAGGGUAAUGUGAGAGCUAACAUGCAGCUGUUUGAGCCCAAGGCAGCGGCCUCAAAGCCAGCUGUCAGUGAUAGCAGUAGUAGGCCAGUUAAGAGAUGGUCUAAAGCCAACUCUCAGCAGUCAUCUUUUGAAGAAUCAUCCUCUUCUAAAUCUGAGCCAACAAACACAAACAGUCACGAUGAAGAGGUCAAUAAGAAACCCAGUUGGAAGAAGCCUUCAUCACCUCCUAAACUUCUAAGGACCCCGGAUCCUGUCAAAUCUAAACAGAAAUCAGAUUCCUUUGAGGAGGAAGAAGAAGAAAAAGAAGAGAGACCUCUUAGCUUGAAGGAUCGCAUCUCAAAGUAUCAAUCAGGGGUUACUAAGACAGAAACGACCAAUUCACCUGGAAAGACAACCCCUUCAUGGAAAGCCAGAUCUAAUAGCAGUAGAGAUGAGCCACUUAAAGCUACAAAUAAACAGACACCAUUGAAGGAGGCUAAUCAGCAGGUAUCAUCAGAGAAGCAGGUCAUUAUUGAGGUAGCUGAUCCAGAGAAGCCAGCACCCACACCAAGGAAGAAGACUGGAGGUAGUCAGAAUGUAACGCCAGCUCCAGACACCAGUACAGAGGUUGACAAAGAGAAGCAAGUUCCGUCAAAUCUCUCAUCCGACAAUUCCAGCCAGGACAAAGGGGUCAACAGCAGCCCGUCCAGGUCUAGUAGUUUGAGUAAACCACAAAGCAACACUACACCCAUUAAGGAUAAGAACACAACACAAGGCAAUACCACAUCUUCCUCAUCAACCAAGCCUUCUCCAAAGAAACGUGGCUUCAUCCCUAAGACAGAACACUGCAUCGUCUGCCAGCGUCCUGUCUACAUGACUGAGAUGGCUAAGGCUGAGGGUAAGACGUUUCACCGAGGCUGCCAGAAGUGCAAAGAGUGUCAACGCUCCUUGGUGAUCGGCAAUUUGCUCUUAGUGGACGGUCAAAUCUUCUGCAAACUCCAUGGCACACAGAUGAAGAAUAAACUGUUGAAGUUGAGGCUUGAGAUUGAAUGAGUAUAAGAAGGGUAAUGAAAGGUGGUAGGAGUAUGUAAAUUUAUGCAAAUGAUGGUGUUUUGUAUCCCUGUGUACUUAUUCUAGUGUUUGUAUUUUGUGGUAGUUAAUGAGACAUUUUUGGUGAAAGGAAAGGGGAAUUUUGCAUAACAUUUAAGUUAAUAAUUUGUUUUAAUACUAUGGCUGGUUCAUUGAAAGAUUCAUCACUAAACCAGGUGUCAUUGGUUUCCUCAUCUUGCUGUAUUUUCAAGCGGAACUAACUCGUCAAGUAAUUGAGAUGAAUAAUAGGCAAUGAUAACAGUGCUGGUAUCUGCUGAGUGCAAAGUAUAAUGCCAUUACCCUGGUCAUACAUUGAACCAUCUCAGCUCCCUAGAAAGCAUGCAGUCUAUGCUGCCAAGCAUUUAGUGCUUCACACAAAAGCAUCUUAGCCCUCACAGGUAACCCUUUGCUCCUGGCUGAAGAGAAGGUCACAAUUAUCAUGAGUGGGAAUUGAACCCACACUCUUACAUGAUGCAUGGAGAUUCGUUCCUUCCCUUUGCUUGUUUGAGGCAUAUUUGAGAACCAGAUAAAGUUGUUUUCAAUCAUUUUUGUAACCCAAAUUCUUUUAAUCUAUGACUCUUUAUUUGAUGUAUUUUUUUUAAACAAACCAAUUUUGAAAUAUGCUUGUUUGAGGCAUUUGCUUGUUUGAGGCAAUGCUUCUUGGUCACAAUUAUUCAGCAACACAAUGUUGUAUUGUGUCCCUCCUGGAUGUUGUUAGUUCACUGGCUUUCAUGUCCUGCUGUUUAGAAUCCACAUUCAUAUCAAGCCGGAUGAGGUAAAAGGUUAAAAUGACAAAUAAAGUCAAAGUAACUAAAUUUUGUAUAAUAGAAAAUUGUGAUUUGAGAUCCAGAGAAGUUGUUUUCAGUCAUUUUUAUCUAUUUUUUUUAAAAGGUGUAUUCAAAGUCGUCAACUCAUUUUCAUGCAAUAGUCUUUAAAAAUGUCUCAUUUAAAGCAGUUUAUUUUAUCAUUUUUAGCAACCAUUUUUAAUUGAAGGGUGAAGAAUACGUCCUAAAGCAGUGUUUAUGACAUCAUAAAGUGCCCAGAUUGUGUUGGAUAUUUGUUUUAGUUUGGUGAUAUUUUAGUAAAAUUACUGGAGAGCAGUUAAUACUUUAAAAAUUAAAGUAUUUUAUUUCAUUUAACAUGACCUGUAUCAUGGUCUUUAUUGCAAGGUUAAAUACAGCAGUCAUCCUGUGGUCUUCUUGUUAUUGAGGGCUCAAUUACAUUCAUGCGGUAAGGCGUAGAAACUCCUUUACUCAGAAGCAUCUUGCUGCAAGCCGAAGCAGGCAAAACACAAUGUUGUGUAUUAUUGUUUGUGAUAGGUUCACUACUUCAACUUGCUCACCAGAAAUACUGAGCACAUUUACCUGCAGUUUUAUGAAAUUUUGCCUUGUUCUCUAACUGGUUUAACAAAUGGUUUAAACCUAUUCC
This is a messenger RNA of Asterias rubens (European starfish), 5518 nucleotides long. Its product is annotated as F-actin-monooxygenase MICAL3-like. The transcript is spliced from 13 exons. Lineage: Eukaryota; Metazoa; Echinodermata; Asteroidea; Forcipulatida; Asteriidae. The record is from RefSeq and is a predicted model, not a curated record. Bases 563 to 4054 code for a protein of 1163 amino acids.